Messenger RNA from Podarcis raffonei (Aeolian wall lizard), 1212 nucleotides. RefSeq names its product ovomucoid-like. Bases 31 to 300 code for a protein of 89 amino acids. The transcript has 5 exons. The record is from RefSeq and is a predicted model, not a curated record. Lineage: Eukaryota; Metazoa; Chordata; Lepidosauria; Squamata; Lacertidae. Gene Ontology annotation, molecular function: protein binding.
UGGGUGUACAGUUGAAUAACUGCCUCCACAAUGAAGACAGUAGGUGUAUUUGUGGUGCUCUCGCUGGCUCUUUCUUUCCUCUCAGGUGUUGACAGUGACAGUGGAAGUGAGGUCAAUUGUGAAAGAUAUCUAAGGGUUCCGAGACCUGGUGGUGUAACACUAGCUUGCCCAAGCAUCUUUCUCCAAAUCUGUGGCACAGAUGGCAGAACUUAUACCAGUGAAUGCAAGAUUUGCCAACACAACCUAGAAGCUGAUGACAAUGUUGGCAGGAUGCAUUAUGGAGCUUGCAAGAGGAAAUAAUGAGGAGACUCUUACCUUCCAGCAUUUCAGAGAAUGUUAAGUGCUGAUUGAUUAUCCAGGAAUCAUAUAAUCAUAUAACAAUGAAUGGAACUUCCUAGUCUAAUCUCCCUGCUACAUCUCAGGACCAUUCACCCACUAGACCCUCAUAGAUCAACUAUGCAAGCAGCAAUAAUGAAAGAAGACUAGAAUCCAAGGAUUCAUGUGUCAUCUUACAUCUGUAUAUGGGGGCUUUUCAGACUCUCAACCAACGACAGUCUCCCCAGCUCCCCAAAAAGAUGAUUGAAGGUCAUUAUAAUCUCAUUAGGGUAUAAAAAUCUACUUCCAGAAAAGACCAUCAGGAAUGUCAUGUACACACAUAAAAAUGCUUUGCGUACACAUGCUGACCUCUUUGGAUCCUAGUCAAAGAUACUUGUUCAAAAUAUUGGUUUUCAAAUGCUAACUUGUGUACUUUCUGAUCAUCCAACAUUACAAUUUGAGUCGUAUUUAAUAGUGUCUUUCCAAUGACAGAAGGCUCUUUAACCCAGUAGAGGCUUCCAUCAGCAAAACAGGAAAUGAAUGCCAAUUUUUUCAACCUCCCACCUCACCCUGCAACUCCCAUCACACACACACUCACACACAAGUAUCUGCUCCAGGAGGUUAGGAGAGGUAGCAAAAAGGCUGCAAGGUGGAGUCUGAAUCUUAAAAUAUCUCCUCCCCUCCCAUUCCACAAUGUUGGAUCGAAGAGUCUUCCAUCAGCAGAGGAACAACAUUGGAUACGCACCUUUACAUUUUGUUUUGUGUGAACAAUGAUCUCAUAUUCAGAUUUUGCUCCAAGAUUUUGCUACUGAUCUGCUGUCAUUUACAGAUAACCCACAAUAUUACCUUAAUGAUUUUUGACAGUUCUUUCCCCUAUGUUUGCUCGUUCCAUAAUAA